GCGGUAUUGUUUUCACACGCGUUCUCACACGUUGUUUUCCUUUGAAUUUACCAGCAAAACGAGCAAAAUAAUUAAAUAAAAUGAACCUACCUGCAAAAGUGGACGUGGAGAAGGACAAGCUGCGCCAGAUGCACUGCGAGUUCAAUCCCCUGUCCCGCUGCGACGGCUCUGUGAUGUACAGCCAGGGUGCCACAGUGGUUAUAGCGGCUGUUCUGGGCCCCAUCGAGGUCAAGACGCAGAACCUGAGCAUAGACGGCAGCUAUUUGGAGUGCAAUUACCGACCAAAGGCGGGGCUUCCUCAGGUCAAGGAGCGGAUUCGCGAGGCGGCCAUUCGGGAUGUUUUGGAACUGGCGCUGCUGGCCGAGGCCUAUCCGCGUUCCAAGAUGUCCGUGCAGGUCCAGGAGCUGGAGGAUCGUGGCAGCAUCGACGCCUGUGCCGUGAACUCCGCCUGCCUGGCCAUGCUCAUUGGCGGCCUGCCGCUGAAAUGCAGCUUCGCGGCCGUCCACUGCAUCAUCGACGAGAAGGGCGAGUAUGUCCUGGACCCCGACCAAAGUGAGACACUCCACCAGCGGGCCAGCUUCACCUUCGCCUUCGAUUCCGUCGAGGGAAACCUCCUGUUGGUGCAGACAAAGGGCGCCUUCAAAAUAGCCCAGUUCAACGAUAUCGAGUGCCUUUGCCGGGCGGCCAGUGCCGAGAUAUUUAAAUUCUAUCGCAGCCAGGUGGCCAAGUACCACGGCAGGAGCGAGGCGAUAGCAGAGAAGAAGGAGGAGUCCAUGGAGACGUAGGGCAACCCCAAGUAGCUAGGUACGAUUAAAGUUCGUUUUAUUGUA
Molecule: messenger RNA, 830 nt
Organism: Drosophila takahashii
Lineage: Eukaryota; Metazoa; Arthropoda; Insecta; Diptera; Drosophilidae
Gene: Rrp46
Product: exosome complex component Rrp46
Biological process (GO): rRNA catabolic process; nuclear mRNA surveillance; poly(A)-dependent snoRNA 3'-end processing
Cellular component (GO): nuclear exosome (RNase complex); cytoplasmic exosome (RNase complex); nucleolus
Source: RefSeq, a predicted model, not a curated record